UUCACCCCGAGCUCACCCCGGCUGCUUCUUCAGGUCCGUGCCGACGGCUGACAGCAGGUCCCGACCGCACCGAGGGGCCCUCCCGGCGCCGCCAUGGGCAAGAAAAGCAAAUUGGGCAAGAGCCGGAGGGACAAGUUCUACCACCUGGCCAAGGAGACAGGCUUCCGCUCCCGCUCCUCCUUCAAGCUUCUCCAGCUCAAUAGGAAGUUCCAGUUCCUGCAGAAGGCCCGGGCACUGCUGGACCUGUGUGCAGCUCCUGGCGGAUGGCUGCAGGUGGCUUCCAAAUUCAUGCCGGUUUCCAGCUUGAUCAUUGGGGUGGACUUGGUCCCCAUCAAGCCCAUUCCCAAUGUGGUGACACUGCAGGAGGACAUCACCACUGACAAGUGCCGCCAGGCCCUGCGCAAGGAGCUGCAGACGUGGAAGGUGGACGUGGUGCUGAAUGAUGGAGCUCCCAACGUGGGAGCCAGCUGGGUGCAUGAUGCCUACUCACAAGCCAACUUGACCCUCAUGGCCCUGAAACUGGCCUGCGAGUUCCUCUGCAAAGGCGGCUGGUUCAUCACCAAGGUUUUUCGGUCCCGGGACUACCAGCCGCUUCUCUGGAUCUUCCAGCAGUUCUUCCACAAGGUCCAGGCCACCAAGCCCCAAGCUUCCCGCAACGAGUCCGCUGAGAUUUUUGUGGUGUGCCAGGGUUAUCAGGCUCCGGACAAAAUUGACAGCAAGUUCUUUGAUCCAAAAUACGCCUUCAAGGAGGUGGAGAUUCAGACUAAGUCUGUUAGCGAGUUGGUCAGCAAAAAGAAGCCAAAGGCAGAAGGCUAUGCAGAUGGUGACACAACCCUCUACCACCGCUUCACCCUGAUGGACUUCCUCAAGGCUCCCAACCCCGUGGACUUCCUUUCCAAGGCCAAUGAGAUCACACUGGGGGACGGUGAGCUGGAGAAUCACAGCUCCACCACAGAGGAGCUGCGUCAGUGCUGCAAGGACAUCCGCGUGCUGGGACGCAAAGAGCUCAGGUACUGGGGGACUCUGGACAGGGCAUUAUUCUGGGUAAAGCUGAAAGAGCAGGCAAAGGAGCUGGAUAUCAACCUGAGCUCCGGUGAAGAGGAGGAAGGCAAAGAGGAGGAGAAGAAGGAGAAAAAGACGUCGUCAAGAGCCACAGCUGAUGAGGUGGUGAAAGAGGAAGAGGAGGAGGUAGAGCUGGCGUUGGCAGAGAUGAAGGCCAAGGAGCUGGCAGAGUUAAAGAGAAAGAAGAAGAAGAUCCUGAAGGAGCAGCGGAAGCAGCGUGAGCGUGUAGAGCUGAAGAUGGACCUCCCUGGUGUCUCAAUCGCCGAUGAUGGUGACACCAGCAUGUUCUCCCUCCGGACUAUCCACAGGACCCCGCUGCUGAACGAGCUGACCCGCGGGGACAUGGCGUCGGCAGAUGCCCUCCUGGAGAUGGGACCAGGGGACGAUGACAUUUGUGUCUCGGAUCACGAGGAAGAGGAUGAUGUGUCCCUGGCCAGCGAUCUGGACCCGGAGGAGCUGGUUGAGAUAGAGGCCCGUCAGCGCCGGCUGGAGCGGGAAAGGCGAGAGCAGGGUGCAAAGAGGGUAAAGUUUAAGAAGAAGGAAGAAGAGGAGGAAGGGGAAGAAGAGGAGAAUCCCCUGCUGGUGCCCCUGGAAGAGAAGUCGGUGCUGGAGGAACGGCAGACCAGCCUGUGGUUUGGGAAGGACGCCUUUGCUGGCAUCGAGGACGAUGCGGAUGAGGACCUGGAGCUGGGGCAGUCACAGAUGUUGGCUGAGAGACAGCGCGAGUCUCAGAGAGACAAAACAACAAGGAAAGGGGAGAAGAAGGUGGUACCCCAGGAGGAAGCUCCAGCUGAGACCCCGCCUGCCACAGACGCAGGACCCGAUGCUGGCAAAGCGCAGGAUGAGGAGAGCAGUGAUGAUGACAGCAGCAGUGACGAGGAGAGGCCACUGGCCCCUGUGGGGAGGAAGCAGGGCCGUGUCGAGCCGUGUGGCUUCGAGGUGGUGCCCAUUGAGAACCCAGUGAAAAGAGCUCGUGUCCUGGAUGCAGAGGGCCUGGCACUCGGCUCCGUCAUUGCCACCUCCAAAAAGGCCAGGCGGGACCUGAUUGAUGACUCCUUCAACAGGUAUUCCUUCAAUGAGGAUGAGGGAGAGCUGCCGGAGUGGUUCACAGAGGAGGAGAAGCAGCACCGGCGCAAGCAGAUACCCGUGGACCGACAGACAGUUGAAGCAUAUCGGCAGCGCUGGCGGGAAAUCAACGCCCGUCCCUCACCCUUGUUGUCUCCACAGAUGCUGAAGAAGAUGGAGCAGAUGAAGAAGAAAGCAGAGGCCGUGGUGAGCACGGUGGAUAUCUCGGAGAGGGAGAAGGUGGCCCAGCUGCGGCGCAUCUACAAGAAGGCUGGGCUGGCCAAGGAGAAGCGGCAGGUCACCUACUUGGUGGCUAAGAAAGGUGUAGGACCCCGGGUGCGCCGUCCUCCCGGCGUCAAGGGUCAGUUCAAGGUCGUCGACAGCCGCCUGAAGAAAGACGUGAGGGCUCAGAAGCGCAAAGAACAGAAGAAAAAACGCCAUAAGUGAUGUGGGAUCAGCUCCGUCCUUGGCGAGGGACUUGGCUUGGGGCACAACUGGCUCCUGUCCUCCCACCGCAGCUUGGGAGCAGCCAGCUCGCCCUGCUGCUCUCCCCCAUCGAGGGGACAGGGCUGUGACUUAGCCACACGUUGCUGUUAGUGCCUUGAUGUGACAUUGCCUCCUGUCCACCGGUGGGGCUGGGAGGGUUUAUUUGGCCUCAGCACUGUAGCAUUGACCCCCUUCCUGUGCUCGCUGUGUGGCCGCAUCUCCAGGUCUCUCCGUUGCCAGCUCUCAUGGGAGACUGUUGCACUGCGGAGAUGGCACAAGCAUCCACGCCAGCCCUCACUGUCCCCAGAGAGGUUGUGGCUCAGGGGGAUGGCUCCCUGGGCCAUAUUUGUCACCAAAAUCGCUGGACAGUGGGUGCUGAGCCCUGAGACAGGCAGGUGCUGGUGGUCUGCACAGAGCGGCUCUGUUAAAGAAUUAAACCCUGGUCUGAGGAUGCCCCAGGAUGCGUCUUGAUGAGGUGAGGGCCUGCACUGUGAGCUGCUGUGUCCUUCCGUGCGGUGUUUGUUAGAGAGGAGCGUGGAGUGGAUGGGGUCAGCGUGCCUCUGCUAAUGCCUUGGGGAGCCCACCCGCCUCGUUUUAUCUCUGAAUCUGAACCGCAGCUGACCUGCCUGACAUCCACCCUCCCUGUCCCGACCACAGCAGCCAC
Egretta garzetta (little egret) is the source of this 3277-nucleotide messenger RNA. RefSeq names its product FtsJ RNA 2'-O-methyltransferase 3 (gene FTSJ3). Lineage: Eukaryota; Metazoa; Chordata; Aves; Pelecaniformes; Ardeidae. Gene Ontology annotation, biological process: maturation of LSU-rRNA from tricistronic rRNA transcript (SSU-rRNA, 5.8S rRNA, LSU-rRNA); maturation of 5.8S rRNA from tricistronic rRNA transcript (SSU-rRNA, 5.8S rRNA, LSU-rRNA); rRNA methylation. Gene Ontology annotation, cellular component: nucleus; nucleolus; preribosome, large subunit precursor. Gene Ontology annotation, molecular function: rRNA (uridine-2'-O-ribose)-methyltransferase activity; rRNA (guanine) methyltransferase activity. The record is from RefSeq and is a predicted model, not a curated record.